Molecule: messenger RNA, 3743 nt
Organism: Camellia sinensis
Lineage: Eukaryota; Viridiplantae; Streptophyta; Magnoliopsida; Ericales; Theaceae
Source: RefSeq, a predicted model, not a curated record
ACCACUAACGCUGAUCGUUCUCUCUCUCUCGGUCUCACAUUGUGAAUCUAUCUAGCCUCUCAAUCUCGUUCUCUCUCUCUCUCUCUCAAUCUUGUGCUCUCUCUCCUUGAUCUUCUUCUCAGAUCAGCACCUCUGCCAUGUCGAUAUCCUUCAUCCUCUUCAGGUCUGAGCAAGAAUCGAAGUAGCCGUCCUCAACUUCCUCAAGAUCUUGAACUUUUUGACUCUGGCAAUCUCAUGUCUCUCUGGUUUGCAAUUUUGCUUCAAAUCUGUACUCUCAAAAUGUGUAUAUGUGUGUGUGUUAAGCAUUGAAUCACUGUUGAUUUUGAGUAGAUGAAUUUCGGGAUUUUUGAGUGUGUUACAAAUCUAUAGAAGAUGGAGUAAUAGCAGAGUGAGUUAGGGUUUGUGGAUUGAUGUUUCGUGAAUUUUUCUCUCAAUCGUUUUGCACGAGGUCUUUGAUGAGAGUUAACACUGCGCAAUCCUUCAUCAGAGGUAAUAAUAGGAUCAUCAUCAUCAUCUCUCUUUCUCAUUUGCCUUCUUAAUCUUAUCUUUUUUUAAAAUUUCACUCACUGAUGUAGAUACAGAUACAGAUACAACAAAGGCUUCCUUUGCUUCUCCAAAAAAUGUGAAUUUGUAAUUUUUUACUCUGUUUAAUUUGUAAUUUUCAUUUAAUUUUAUGUUCAUUUAGUUCAUUAAGGUCUAUAUUCUUCAAUUUAAUUUUGGCCAUUCCAUUUUUGUUUCUUUUCUUCAAUUUAGUAUAAAUUAGGCAUGUGUGUGUGUUUGGUUAUCAUGAAUUGUUUAUUGUUUCUGUUGAACUAGUGCUUUGCUUUGUGUUUUGGAUAUCUAACUAUGGUCUUUUAUUUGUGUUUUGAACAUAUUUAAGGUUCUAUUAUUUUUAGUGUGAUUUGAUUGGCAGAGGAGAAUGGGAUUUCUUACACCUGACCAGAUUGGGGAUCAUAAGAUGUUUAUCAUGCUCUUUUUCAUGUUGCCGAUUAUUUUUGGAUAUCUUUUAUUUUUUUUUUAUAUUAAUUAUAUAUGAGCAAAUGAUGUUUUAUAUCAUAUGUUUGUGGCAAUGCUAUGUUUGAACUUUCAUAUGCAGAAGGAAUAACUUUUGUCUUGUUUGAACACUUGAACAUGCUACCUAUGUAUAAUGACAUCCUGUUCUUCCUAAUGAGAUUUCAUUCCUGAUUCUUCAUUCUGCUCUUCUCUCUCUCUCAUUAUGAAUUCCCUCACCCUGGUUCUAUUUAUAUGCACUGAUCUGAAUUAGCAUCUGCAGUGCUUGCAGUCCAUUGGGUAUAUUGCACUGCAUCAUUUAGGUUAUGCCUAGAUGUGAGUUAAGAAAAAAGUAUUUCAAUGAUUAUUUUUCAGGUAUCUUUUAUAGGUUUUGUAGAUGGAUUAAUUGAUGUUUCUCAUAAACACUUCCCAUUUUCAGUCAAAAGUUGGACAAGGAUAUGGGUUCAUGCACACACACAAAACAAUCAGAGUGUGAUUUGUCGUCGUCCUCUCCUAUCUUGUAUUAUUUAUCAUUUUUUCUCUUUGGUGGUUUGGUGUGCUUGUGCACAUGCAUGUGUGUACACUUUUGGCAUCAAGGAUAUGAGUCUUGCUUGUGUACCAAGCAAUAGAAGCUUGAUUUGUUGUUCUUCUUUUGGGAUGUAUAUGUGCACCAUAGUAAACUGUCUCAGGCUUCAUUUAGGGAUGCCUAGAUCAGACGACCAUGUUUUCUCAAGCAGAACUUGAACAAAUAAAAGUUUGUCUUCCAUAUGCACUAAACACAAUUGUUUCUUGAAUCUCACCCUAUUGUCAAGUUCUGCCUGUGCCAAAUACUAUCUGUAUUAUAUCAUUGUUUGGAGGUUGGUCUGAAAUAUUACCAGAAAUUGUCCAAAAGUUUAGUAGUGUGAAUCAUGUAUAUCAUAUCUUUAGACUCAUGGAUUGGUUUUUAGACAUUGCAGAACUGGAUGCAUGCUAAAAUGAUAUUAUCAAUCUGACUUGUUAUUUGUUAAUUGGAGUCUUUUGUGUAAGAGCAGCAGCAAAAACAACUUGAACUCAUUCUGGCAAUUGGAAAGACUGGAAAGUUGCUAUCCUUCCUGUUGUCUAGAAGCAACACGAACUUCUUGGGACUUUGCUCCUAUGUCAUGCAUGCACUAUGGAGACCCGUUUCAUUGAGAUCUUAGAUAUGAUGCAUGGGAACUCAAGAAGCAAUAUGCACAUUCUUAAUAUAGCGACAAGGUUGAUAUUCAUGACAUCAAGAGUGGAAUUUUGAUGAUGUUUCACAAGGAGUGGGCAAGAUCAUGUAUGAGAUGUCAUGGUAGAAAACAAGAGUCACUAAAUGGAAGGCCAGGGUUUCUUGUUCAUGUUAUUGGCUGAGGCAUUGGUGAAGUUAAGUGCAUUUGGGGUUUUCCAGGUCAUAUUGAUGGCAUAAAUGCACAGGGGGUAGCAGGGUCACCAAGUGGAAAUUGACUUGGCACAUGUAGUCACCAACCAAAGUAAUUGAUUGCCAAAGGUCAUUUGGGCACUUGUAGUGGGAUGGUGGAAAGAGGUGGGGUUGAAAAGACUGUUUACAAGGUCCAAUUGUACAGUUUUUUUUUCCCCCAGGAUAAUUGGGUAUCCGGGUAAAAUCCCCAAUAAGAAAAGAGGAGGGGGAAAAAAAAGAAGGAAAGUUCUGCUGGAAAAGACAACAACAAUUCCUAUGAAGUGCAACACAAUAGCUGGAGUCUUUUUUGUACUCGGCUGUUGGGAGUCCAUACUAUUGCUGAAAUUUAUCUUGCAAUAUGAACUUAGGCAAAGGUAUAUAUAUUGACAUCUACAAGAUGAGGAAAUCCGCAGCGGUUGAGAAGAUUCUCAGCUACAACGAUGUUGUGCUCAGACGAUCAGAUCUAGACAUUCUCAGCGGUCCAUAUUUUCUAAACGAUCGCAUCAUUGAAUUUUAUUUCAGUUAUCUUCCUUCAUGUUAUCCUUCCGAGGAGAUUCUACUGGUUUCACCUUCAAUUGCUUUCUGGAUAGCAAACUGCCCAGACAUCGAAAGCCUCAAGGAUUUCGUAGAACCCCUUAAUCUCUUUAGUAAGAAACUGGUAAUUUUUCCUGUCAAUAACAACGAUGACGUGACAGAAGCCGAAGGUGGGAACCAUUGGAGCUUACUCGUGUUUGAGAGAAAUGCAAAUGUAUUCGUACAUCAUGAUAGCUACGGAGGACUUAAUGCUGGGCAUGCCAAACAGCUUUACAGAGCUAUUGUUGGAUAUAUGGGGAUCUCUGAUAUGGCAUCAGCCUGUAAAUAUGUUGAGUACUCUAAAACCCCACAGCAAGUGAAUGGCUAUGAUUGUGGUCUAUACAUUGCAGCUAUUGCAAAAGCUAUAUGCAGCUGGUAUGAAAGCAAAAGUGAACUGAAAGAUGAAGAUGGGUUGUGGUUUUCUACGAUGAAUGAGCAGGUUAAUCCAUCUGUUGUUGCCAAGAUGCGCAACGAGAUUUUGGGGCUAGUAAAAAGCUUAAUGGCCAUGAAGUGAAUCUUGAAUUGCAUUUGGUGUUAGUUCAAAGAUUCAGGAAUUGCCUGUCUUUGUUUUCUGCGACUGUUGGAAUAGAUUAUAGAAUUGCAUUUGGUGUUAGUUCAAAGAUUCAGGAAUUGCAAGUCUUUUUUUUUACUGUUGGAAUAGAUUAUAGAUUUUAACUUAAUAGAUUAUAGUUUAUAAUUGGAUUAUAAAUUUAAGUUUAAGAGAUUAGUGUUUGUUUUAUAAAAUGAUUUUUUUGUUGUGUAA